UCUCAGUGACAAAUAACGCAUGUAAGCCGAACGAAUACAUUUUUUUGCAGAAAUGCAAUGGUAACCUAGCUAAGUGAUUAGAACGACAAAUAUUUUAUAAACUAGUUUUAAUGUGUCGGACAAAACAGCCAAAAUAAUUUCAUGUGAUCGGUUUAGUGGACAGCUGCGUUGAAUAUUAAUUCAACUGAGCUUGUAUUGCUUAGUCAAUGAGCGUGCCUUGCUCGUUGUCAACAUAGAAGAGGGAUGCCACUCUGCAUUAUAAGGAAUCAACUGCCAACUAUUCGGAUCUACCAUUUACGCAGAUCCGACAACGACAAUGGGAUGCAUCAGCGCCUAUCUGCAGAAACUGAGGCACAGGAUAAGGUUGGACCUAAUCCGGGAGUUGGGACGCCAGUACCCGGUCUUCUGCUUCCUUCUGCUGGUCCUUCUCCUAUCCACAGUCCUGCUGAACAGAUACCUGCACAUUAUUAUGGUGUUCUGGUCUUUUCUGGCUGGAGUCGUCACCUUCUACUGCUCUCUGGGUCCAGAAUCGCUGCUGCCCAACAUCUUUCCAUCCAUUAAGCCAAAGAGCAAGCUGGAUCUGCUGGAGCUGUUUCCCUUGGGGCAUAGCUGUGCAGUCUGUGGGAACAUCAAAUGUAAAAGGCACAGGCCAACUUUACUGUUGGAGAACUACCAACCAUGGUUAGACUUGAAAGUUCCAUCCAAAGUGGAUGCCUCCCUUUCAGAAAUUCUGGAAUUGGUUCUUGAGAACUUUGUGUAUCCCUGGUAUAGGGACAUCACAGACGAUGAGGCGUUUGUUGACGAGCUGAGGGUAACUCUGCGUUUCUUGGCUGCGGUGUUAGUCCGACGGACACAGAAAGUUGACGUCGCCUCCCUAAUCACUCAAAAGUUGCUCAAGGUAUCCAUGAAGCACAUUGAGAUGAUCAGCAAAGCAAGACUUAAAGUGAAGAACGCUGAGUAUCUGCAGCAAGCAGCCCUGGAGGAGUAUGGACCUGACCUCCACAUGGCGCUGCGCAGUCGCAGAGACGAGCUGCUCUACCUCAGGAGGCUGACGGAGAUGCUCUUCCCGUACGUCCUGCCCCCCAAGGCCUCAGACUGCAGAUCUCUCACUCUCCUUAUACGAGAGGUCUUGGCUGGCUCUGUUUUCCUUCCCUCCAUGGACUACCUGGCUGACCCUGACACGGUCAACCAUCUGCUUCUUAUAUUUAUUGAUAACUCUCCACCUGAGGCAGCAUUAGAGCCCUCCUCAGUCUUGGUUCCCUUCCUGCAGAAAUACUCUGAAACUCGCAACAAAAAGCCUUCAGUGCUAAAACUGGAGUUAAAGGAGAUCAGAGAGCAGCAGGACCUUCUCUUCCGCUUUAUGAACUUCCUGAAACAAGAGGGGGCCGUCCAUGUGCUCCAGUUCUGCCUCACCGUAGAGGAGUUCAACGAUAAGAUAUUGUGUCCUGAGCUGUCGGACGCUGAGAUGUUGAUGCUUCACGAGGAGGUGAAGCAGAUAUAUGAGACCUACUGUCUGGACGAGAGCAUCGACAAGAUCCGCUUUGACCCCUUCAUAGUGGAGGAGAUUCGAAACAUUGCCCAGGGGCCCUAUGCUGGUGUGGUGAAGCUGCAGACCAUGCGCUGCCUGUUUGAGGCCUACGAGCAUGUCCUCUCUCUGCUGGAGAAUGUCUUCACACCCAUGUUCUGUCACAGCGAUGAGUACUUCCGGCAGCUUCUGAGGGGGGCUGAAUCCCCAGCUAGGAACUCCAAGCUGAGUAGAAAUAGCCUGAGUUUGGAUGACAUCCGGAACACAUCCAAGAGGGGCGAGACGUUUGGGAUCAGCCGCAUCGGCAGCAAGAUCAAGGGUGUGUUUAAGAGCACCACCAUGGAAGGGGCCAUGUUGCCGUCACACGGGCUUGCAGAGGGAGAGGACGACAUGGUAGAGGAGGCCAUGAUGGUCCUGGAAGAUGACUCUCCUAUGGAAGCGGUCAGCACGCCUAGCACCCCCCGUAACCUGGCCGCAUGGAGUAUUACCAUCCCCUAUAUAGACCUGUUUGAUGACGAGGUCAAGAGGGAGAGAAUCCCUGUUUUUUGCAUUGAUGUGGAGCGCAAUGACAGGAAGGCAGUGGGCCACGAGACAGAACACUGGUCUGUCUACAGGAGAUACCUGGAAUUCUAUGUCCUGGAAUCCAAACUGACUGAGUUUCAUGGAUCCUUUCCUGAUGCACAGCUACCUUCCAAAAGAAUCAUUGGGCCAAAGAAUUAUGAAUUUCUGACAUCCAAACGUCAAGACUUCCAGGAGUAUCUUCAGAAACUUCUCCAGCACCCUGAACUGAGUAACAGUCAACUUCUGGCUGACUUCCUGUCUCCACAUAGUAUGGAGUCCCAGUUCCUGGAUAAGAUGCUCCCUGAUGUUAAUCUUGGAAAGAUUAUUAAAUCUGUUCCCAGCAAACUCAUUAAAGAAAAAGGACAACAUCUAGAGCCGUUCCUGCAGUCCUUCUUUAACUCCUGUGAGUCUCCCAAACCCAAACCCAGCCGGCCGGAGCUGACCAUCCUGAGCCCCACGUCAGAGAACGAUAAGAAGCUGUUUAAUGAGGUUUUCAAGAAUAAUGCCAACCGAUCGGAGACAGCAGAGAAGAGGCACAAUCAGAACUACUUUAUGGAGAUGAUCACUGUGGAAGGAGUGUAUGACUACUUAAUGUAUGUUGGCCGAGUGGUGUUCCACAUCCCUGAUUGGCUACACCACCUGCUGAUGGGCGGGAAGAUCCUAUUCAAGAACACAUUGGAGGCGUACACAGACCACUACCUGCAGCUGAAACUGGACCAGGUGGUCCAGGAACACCGGCUGGUCUCGCUUAUCACACUGCUCAGAGAUGCAGUGUUCUGUGAGACCAGUGAGCCACGCUGCUUACCAGACAAGCAGAAGAGGGCCAAGAAGACAUUUGAGGAAAUGAUGAAAUACAUCCCAGAGUUCCUGGGUAAAUGUAUUGGGGAAGAGGCCAAGUAUGAAGGAGUCCGUCUGCUUUUUGAUGGACUGCAACAACCCGUCCUCAACAAGCAGCUGACUUAUGUGCUGUUGGAUAUUGCCAUCCAGGAGCUCUUCCCUGAACUAAACAAGCAGGCCCAGAAGGAGGCAUCUCUCAUGGCUCCCUGGAUGUAGCAAGAGGAACACCUAUCACCACUUUCUGCUUCCUGCCUUUCUGCAUGUGUGAUGUAUAUGAUCUGAUUUCCUGGAUACAGCCUAGUCUUGGACUGAGAGUAUCUUUCAAUUGAGAAUGUAUUUAUUGUUUUGUUCCACAACUAGACUUUAUAUGUGUCGGACAAACUGGAGAUGUGUAUAUCUGUACUU
Molecule: messenger RNA, 3328 nt
Organism: Osmerus eperlanus (European smelt)
Lineage: Eukaryota; Metazoa; Chordata; Actinopteri; Osmeriformes; Osmeridae
Product: sorting nexin-14-like
Exons: 30
Coding region: 317-3139 (940 amino acids)
Biological process (GO): autophagosome maturation
Cellular component (GO): late endosome
Molecular function (GO): phosphatidylinositol-3,5-bisphosphate binding
Source: RefSeq, a predicted model, not a curated record